AUGCAUCGUAAGACGCUUUCUGACGUAGCGCCACAAUUCAGCCUCCUGCAGCCUGCAAAAAUACUCAGCUCAGCCAUUGUAGAUACAGAUGAAUUUUCCCCUUCUCGAGAACCUACUUCAGAUCUGGGGCUCUCGACCAAUAUGUCAGCCGAGGAAGCGGCCAGCAUAACUUGUUUGGCCGCUAGCACAAAUAACGUUAAAAGCCCGGAUCCCGACAUAGCGAACCUUUUCUCCUCCAUUUUACUAGUAGGCCCAGCUUCAGCUCAUGCCAUCGCUGCUUGCUCAACUGGAAGUGCUAGAACUGACCUCGUAGGGGGCGGCAGUCUGCCUUACCGGCUGCCACCUCCUCCCGCUAAUCUGGGAAACUCAAAUCUCCAUGAUCGUCAGGGCUCAGCUCGUUUUAAGAGACAUCGGCGUUUUGGCAGUUGGACCAGUAAGCUUACAUUUUAUCACAAUUGA
This is a messenger RNA of Protopolystoma xenopodis, 459 nucleotides long. NCBI's taxonomy places the organism in Eukaryota, Metazoa, Platyhelminthes, Monogenea, Polystomatidea, Polystomatidae. The record is from the annotation of a GenBank genome assembly.